AGAGAAAUAUUUGAAAUAAAGGCCAACAGAUAGGGGACGCCGGCAAAAUCAGUUGGAGAGGUUGAGGGGCCAAUAACCUCUGGCUGCGGAAUCACUGCAAUCUGGCCUGUGUUUGCUGAUGAUAAUGCGCCUUUCCAAAGCCCUGAUAGACAUGGAGAUGGCAGAUUAUAGUGCGGCUUUAGACCCGGCAUACACGACUCUGGAGUUUGAGAACAUGCAAGUCUUGGCAAUAGGCAACGGUAAGUCCGACUCGGAACUUUGCUCUUCUCUGUUAAAUUUUGGGCAAGGGACAGCUGACCUUCAGAGGCGCAUUUGCAAACAGGCAGCGGCGGCCAGAUGGUGUGGAGGCUUCGUUGCCUGUCUGUUUCCUUCUUGUCCCAAGGAAAACCUUCCCUGUCGGCGGAGGCUCUUCUCCAGGCUCCCUGCCUGUUUAUGGCAAGAUUUUGUUUGACCAGUGCUCCGUUUAGCUCGAACCGGGUGACUUUUCCAGGGAUGGGUGCGCCGUAGAAAUCUUGUAGAGUAUUACGGGUUUUCUCCCACAUGACAUAUCUGUCAGAGGAAGGCAUAGAAAGAAUCCCAGAAGGUUGCAUGGAUGGUGAGCAUAUAGGGGGAAGGGAACAAAGCAGAGAGCUAGGUCAUUGAUCCAAAGUGUAGGACCCAAACCAAGAGGUUUAAAUUCUAAGAAAAAAUAUAAUUUAGAAUCGGAAAGAACUUCCAACUCGUGUCUGUGAUUGUCUCCUGAAGGGAUUGGCUUCGAAGGGAUGUGAUUAGAUAAUACAGUAUAGUUUUCCCUGCCUAGAGGCACUUCUGCGGUACAAGGACUCAUUAGGAACAGAAUUUGUCUUUAUGCCAAAUACAUUUCUUCGUGUUGCCAGUGCAGGGGGGCAAUUUGAAUGGGGGGGGGAUUUGAGAGUUAUUAAUAGGUAAUGGCCUUUUAGGCUUCCUCCACAUGAAUAGGUGUUCACUUUUUGAAUAAAAUGUCCCCGGGGGGAGGGGGCACCAGGAUUUUAGAGAUGCUUAGGUGGGGCAUGGCCAAAAAAAGGUUGGGAACCACUGACUUAGAGGGAUACUGGUUCAGAAUUCAGGAAGGAUUGGAAAAGAUCUGCUACUUCAAUCCUAUGCACACAAACCGGGGAGUAAGCCCCACAGAACACAUUAGAACUUAAUUGCAAGUACAUUUACACAGAAUUGUGCUAUAGAGAUGGGCCACUGUGUGCUUAUUUCACAUAAUAAUAUUUGCUGUUUAUAUCCAGCGCUUUUUGAGAGGCCAAAGAGCUCAUCCUUAGAGCAGCGCUGCACCGUUGGCCCAGAUUAUUAUUCCCAUAUUGCAGGUAGCAGGGCUGAAGCUAAUAAACACUGUCUGGCUGAAGUGCACCUAAUGAUUUUGUGGCCGAGGCCAAAUUUGAUCCAGAAACUUCCUUCCUCACGGAUCAAAUGCGUAAGAUACCUCACAAAUUCCUGGAUUACCUUGUCAAGUGUGUAUGUAGCCUUUUGGGGUGUUUUGCCAGUCACAUUUCGCGGUGGAAAAUGACAUCCUGCCUUAUGCCAGUGUGUGCAUAGACUGUGAGGCCAAAAUAAUAGCCUUGCAGCUUUUCAAACUGCAAACAGCUUCAGCAUGUUUUAUAGCAAGGAAUGAAGAAGUACUGCAGGCUGACAUUUCUGCUUCCUUCAGCUGCUUUAGCCCAUAGGAGUCAUUAGCUUAUUCCACUCCUAAAACGUUUGGGGAUUUGUUUUUGUUCACAAGAUCCAAGAUUUGUGUUUUGGCAUGUUUACCCGUGGAUUCUCUGAACAGGCUAAUGGCUAAUCUUAGUGUAAUUCAGAAGCAUGCCUUACAUUAAUUCUGAAAUUCAGAAAGAUAUCUUCUCUACUCAAAUUUUCUUAAUACGGACACCUAUUAGGUCUUUACUGAGUGAUUUUACAAGGAGAAAGGGUUUCAUACUUCGCACAUGUCAUUAUUUAAUAAGCACAAUGCCAAUUCUCUGAAUAUGCAUACAGGUCUCCUCUAUAGUGCGUGCAUUGAAUAUUUGCCUGGUUGUCUGGUGUUUUUUUUAACACUUUAUUUUUGAUUGCCUUAACACUGGGAAGGUGGCAAUAUUAUCAUGGAUUUUUUAUUCUAUUUUUUAUUUUUACUUCUGAGGGUGGAAUAUAAAUACUUGAAAUGUACAAUAAUAUAUCAUAGCCUUGGAAUAUAACCCAACCCUGUUUGGGACAACAACAUUAUACUGGAGCAUCUUUCCCCCCAGUUGCUGUGUGAAAUUUAAUUGCCAUGAGCCAAUUCAAACCUGUACGUAAUACUGUGGGAUAUUGUAAAAUGGGAUGAGCUACUUGUGCCCCUCCAGAGCUUGCUGGACUCCAACUCCCAUCAGCCCCAGCCAGCAUGACGAAUGGCCUGGGAUGAUGGGAGUUGUAGUUUAGCAGCGCCGGAAGGGUCACGGGUUCUUCACACCUGUGUUAAACCAAUGGCAGAAGGAGAAGAAAGCUGGAGGUGGAGGGAGGGAGAGAAAAAGAGAGGGGGGAGAAGGAGCGUUGUUGUUAGUGGGGGAGAAGAAGAGGAGGAAGUGGGUGGGUGCAGUGCCGGAUUUACAUAUAAGCUAAACAAGCUAUAGCUUAGGGCCCCACUCUCUUGGGGCCCCCCCAAAAAAAUUAAAGGGAAAAGAAACUGGAUGUACAGUUCCAAAAUAUAAGAUAAAAAACAAAUAAAAUAAAACCUACACACAGCAACAGUGUUUUGUGUUGUAUAGGCUCCUAUUUGAUAUGUGCAAAUGGCUUUAGAUACCUAUUAGGUCCAUAAAUUAUCAUAUAGCAUAUAUUCAACACAAAAAACAGCUACAAUUGGUUGUUGACAAAGGACAGCUGGACAUAUAAAGGGCCCCAUUACCUUCAGUAGCUUAGGGCCUCAUCAAACCUAAAUCUGGCCCUGGGCGGUGUGGCAGUGGCAUAACAAGCAGUGCAGACUCCCUGUGCCAGCCCUGCCUAUCCCCUUACUGGGAUCUUGAUCCUCACACUUCCUAUUUGUUCCCCACCCCUGUUGCAGGAUCAGAGUUGAAAGGGACCACAGAGCUCAUUAAGGCAAACCCCCAUUCAGUGCAAGAACUACAAUGCAGGAUGCAACUAUGGUGUCCCUGACAGGUGUCCAUCUAGCCUCUGAUUAAACAGAGAGCACACCACUGCCUGAGGCUGUUUCACUGCCAACCACAUCUGCCGGUUAGGAAGUUUCUCAAAAUACUUACUUACUUAGACAAUAUCAUAUAUAUUACUUAUAUUUUAGGAGGUGGGAGAACCUCCAAGCAGUUUACAAUGCAUUUUAAAGGCAUCAUGUACAAACAACGUAUUUUUAUGUUUCACAGAAAAUUACUGUCCUGCAGUUUCCACUCAGCGAUAACCAACAGGGUUUUCUUAGUUUGGGUGGCCUAGCCAUUUCUAAAUGCUCCCUCUAAAACCCAGCAGAGAAAGCUGCUGUAUGAUAAAUUAUGCAAUCCUAGCAAAAUUCCAAUGUAGGCAAAGACAUGCCAUCCAUCCUUUAAAAAAACGACAAAAGAGCUUUGCACUCUCUUUUAAAUUAAAUACUAAAUUUUCUCUUCUUGUCCUAUGCUCCUAAUUUUCAACAUUCUUAUAUUUUCCAAAAUUCUGUAUUCCUAACCCUUGCCCUUAUUGUCAUAUUACAAGCUAAUGGUGUACAACCAGUAAGGUUGGGGGAGAAACUUGGUUUUCUGCAAACCUACCUUAUUUGCACGCAAACCAAAAUACAUCCUGUCCUUUGAAAUUCACACUUUUUUGUGUUUUGAGAUGCUGUCCUCUGUGUGUACAGAAUUGCAUAUAUAAGGGGAAAGCAUAUAUUAGUUAAAAUAACAUAUUAAAAUGCAUUAUAUUGCAGAAAAAAUAUUGCAAAGAUGGGUGUAUUUGGAGAAAUAUGUACAGGAGUUUUGGGAAUUUUCUUUUUACAAAAAGUAAGAGAAACUGAACUUGACUGACUUGUCCAUCUGUAGUGAUGGAAAAAAUUGUGCUUUAAGGACUGUGUGCAGACUAGCUUUUCAGACCACUAAAAGCAGUCAUACAGUGAGCUUCUAUUACGUAUGUUCAUUUCCCACCCCCAGGAAGCAUGAAGCACAAGAGCAUGGUCUCUGGUUAAACUUUUGCAGGUUUCUCCAAAAUACAUUUUGACAUUUGGGUGUGACUGUCAGAGGCCGCUUUUGCAAGGUGGCUACGGUAAGGAAAUCAGUCCUCUCCUCACCCACAGACCUCCACCCACCAUGGAGCUAGUUGUUGUUGUUGUUGUUACAGCUGCUGCUGCUGUGCUUCCAAGAUUCCUGCACUGAUCAGCUGGAUUAGGUGGCAUCCAAGGUCCCUUCCCAAUUCCAAAAUUCUAUGAAAUUGUGUUUUGAAGAAUAGGAAAGCAGUGCAGCACAUUCUCUUUCUCGCAGUAAUGCACCAACAGCCAGGGAGCUUGCUCACUUGUUUGUUUCUGAACUUUCUUUCAGAAGUGAAUUUGAUUCUAGUUACAGUGGUGCCUCGCAAGACGAAAUUAAUCCGUUCUGCGAGUCUCUUCAUCUUGCGGUUUUUUCGUCUUGCGAAGCAUGGCUAUUAGCGGCUAUUAACGGCUUAGCGGCUUAGCGGCUAUUAACAGCUUAGCGGAUUUAAGAAAAAGGAAACAAACUCGCAAGAACUCGCAAGACGUUCCGUCUUGCGAAGCAAGCCCAUAGGGAAAUUCGUCUAGCGAGUUUUUCAUCUUGCGAGGCAUUCGUCUUGCGGGGCACCACGGUAUUUUCGACCUCCCCACUCCACCCCUCUGCCAUCACUCUCAGUUAUGUGGAUUCCCCACCCCCAGGAAACUGAUGUAAUUAGAAGCAACAAAGUACCUUGUGACAUCGACAAGCAGAUUUACUGUGACACAAACUUUUGAGGACUGUGAGAUCCGCUUCAUUAGAAGCACGAAGUGCAUGUGUAUUUGAGUAUGUUGGAGCUCUAAAACAAGAUUAAUACGGUUUCCAGUCACAACAGCAACGGCUGCAAGCGCUGUUCAGAUUCAUUGCAGGCUGGAAUUAAGAAUUAGGAUGAAAAUGAAUUUGUUGUUGUUGUUGUUUAGUCGUUUAGUCGUGUCCGACUCUUUGUGACCCCAUGGACCAGAGCACGCCAGGCACUCCUGUCUUCCACUGCCUCCCGCAGUUUGGUCAAACUCAUGCUGGUAGCUUCGAGAACACUGUCCAACCAUCUCGUCCUCUGUCGUCCCCUUCUCCUUGUGCCCUCCAUCUUUCCCAACAUAAGGGUCUUUUCCAGGGAGUCUUCUCUUCUCAUGAGGUGGCCAAAGUAUUGGAGCCUCAGCUUCACGAUCUGUCCUUCCAGUGAGCACUUCCAGUGAGCACUAUUCAUGAAAAUGAAUAGGCCUCCUUUUCUUCCUGACACAUGCAGAUGGUGCUCCCUCUUCAUUGCUUUGGGGACCACCUGCUCUCGUAUCAUAGAAUAAACGAAUCUUAGAAUUGUCGAGUUGGAAGGGAUCCUGAGGGUCAUCUAGUCCAACCCCCUGCAGUGAAGAAAUAUGAAUCUCCUUGCACUCUUAAAUCUUCUGGGGAUGUUCUGCCUGCUUCAUGUGGCACUACAACAAGCCAUAUUUCUCUAGACUUUGUAAGGAAGACUCCAGUAACAUCUUAGAAACAUAAAUAAUAAAACAGCUCUGAUCAAGCUAGCAAGGCUGGAUCAAGACCCAAGCCUUGAGGAAAGUGGCUCCCAACAUGCUUCAGAAAUGAUUUUCCAAGAACAGCCUAAGUCAAGGUGGGCAGAAGAUAUAUUGGGAUCUACAAUUUGAUCUCCAGGUAGUUUGCAGCAGGCUGGCAGGAAUUUCUGUCAGUCAGUCCCAAUUCUAACAACAACAAAAUGAUGCGCACACUCUAAAUUAGGCUGCUGGGAUGAACAAAGCUUGGGGUAACUAGGAAUGGGUUUUUGUGUGAGGUCAGCUUAGUUCCAGUACUUACAACAAAUCCUUUGCUCAGGGACUACUCAGGGGCUCUAAGUCCCACUAGACUGAAGUCUGUCUUUUCCUGGCUUAACUUAUCCGGCAGAAGCCUGAAAACUUCCCAUCAGCAAAUAGCUCAUAUCUUAACCUCUUUCAGGCUGGAAAACUAAGCCUCGUUGUAAAUUCUUUGAGAGAAGGGGUUUUUUUUGGAGGUGGGGGGUGGAAUUGCCACAGUACCAAGUAUCUCGACUAAUUCAUACAGCGCAUCACAACGGGCAAAUGAUAUUGUUAUGGCAGCAAGCUCUCAAGUUGUACAAAGCUGCUGUUCAGGCGAGAAGUUAGUUUUGUGGCCCUCGCAAGCUUGCUUCCCUAUCAGAAAUGUUGGUCCAGUAACAGAAAUCAUUUGAACCAUUUCAGAGCCUCCUUUGACCCCUGCAAUGUUUGUCGGAUAAAAAUGAGGACCCUGGUUGUUAUGCAUUACAUGAAGACAUAACUUUUCCCGUAGAUUGCCAUGGAGUGGCGAGAUUGUAAAAAACUUUAAUUUCAAAAUGUGCAGCUUCCUAUCACCUAGAAGACAUGUUUAUUUAACAUUUAGAUAUCAUAUUUUUAAAUAUUAUGUUUCAUACAAAUAAAUACAACAUGCAUUAUAUGCUAGCAAAACAAUAAAAUGGCACAAAGCUGUGCGUGUUUGUUUUGUGGGGUAGUGUCUUGGAAAUAGAGGAAAUGUUAUGAUUUAUUAUACAAACCUCUUUAUCUUUCUGUAUUUUCCUGGUAAAAAGGUAAAGGUACCAGUACUGUAUUAUUAGAUUACUUGGUGCAAUCAUUUGCUUAAUUUCUAGAUUAAAGAGUUCAGAUGUAAUGGAGCUGGCUAUCAGGAUUUCAGUUUUGCCAGCGAAACCCUCCCUAACUUCCUCUGUUGCCUGCCGUCUUCAAUUGCAUCUUCACCAUCCUGAUGCUUAUUGGUAAACAGGUGUAAAAUUGCAUGAGCUGUUGUGGGUGGGGAGACAGGCAAAUAUCCCCCCCCACACAAGCAGCUAGGGCCGCCUCCGCUUUCCAUGCCACAGGGAUGGCAUCACAACCUAUUGAUACUAGAUCAGCAGGAGCUCAAGAACAGUAGUCAAGGGAAAAUGAAUGGGUUUUGAAUCUUCUGUAAGAGCCCAAUAUGCCAUAACAAAUCUGUACAGAAAGGAGUGAGUGUUGGGUUAGCCAUCAUAAUGGAACUGCCAACUCAAAGCUAGUGAGAAGUAUUGGUCCCAGAAGGAGUAAAUUAUUGGGAGUAUUGGCACUCGUGUAUCUAGCACCACCAGUAUAUGUGGUGUUUUUCAGUGCUGAAUAAAAAUAAAAGGGCCCUGCCCCAAGGACCUUACAGUCAUAGGUUUUGACAGUGAGAGAGACAAUUAGGGGAAGGGAAGAAGGACAGAGGCAAAGAUAAGAGGACUAAUAUGAAAUGUCCAUAUUGCAGGGAUUCAGUUGAUCUGAUUCCUUAAUUUGUUCCCAUAGAUCAGUGGCUCUCAAAGGGUGUGUUGUGCCAUACUGGUGUGGCAAGAGAGGAUGGCAUGUGCGGCAGGAAGAGUGAAGACAAUCAAUAUUAUAUUUUGGGAAUGAUUCAUGUACUUACGUAGCAGCAUUGCUUUGUAUUUUCUGGAUGUCUCACGAUCAUAUUAUAAAGUAGUUGCAUUCUAUGUUAUAAAUCAAGCGCUGCUAGGAGUUGAUUCUUUUUGUUUUCCAAUGCAUUUCUCAUCAAUUAAAAAUUAGGUCUGGCGCAAGCAAAUUUUUAUUCCGAAAGUGUGGCCCAAAGAAAAAAAAGUUUGAGAACCACUGCCAUGGAUACUGAAUUGAAAUUUUAUUUAUGAGUUGUUACAGCAUUGCUUUUUGUUUGGUUUGCUGCCUGAUAUUAUCGUAUUGAUUUUUGGUAUUGUUGUAUUUAUUUUGGUAUGCUAUGAGCUUCCCUUUGGAAGGAAAAGCGGGCUGCAAAGAUUGAACUUGGAUUAAGAUGUCACCUCUGCCGGAGCUCAUCAAGCAGCCCAAGGCAAGUUGCUCUGUCAGCCUGAACCGCCUGCCCUGUUGGGAUAAUAAUGCUUUGUAGGGCCUGCCCUUGUAAUUUCCUGCUUCGAUCUGAACCCAUUCCCAAUUGUUUCACAGUUGCCCUCCCUGUCUCCCCUUUGAACAGACACCUCCCCUUCUGAAGCAGCAAACCUCAAUGCGCCCAACAGCAUCGGGGCCAGUGCGUUGUGUGCCAUUUGCGGAGAUCGUGCAACGGGGAAACACUAUGGGGCCUCCAGCUGUGACGGCUGCAAAGGGUUUUUCAGGAGAAGCGUCAGAAAGAAUCACAUGUAUUCCUGCAGGUAAAGGGGGGAAGGUGGGGGCAGCGGGAUGUUACCGGAUAGAUCCUUAAAAUAUGUGAGACAGCCCAGCUUGGGUUGACAGGUUAUAACCAAGGGAAUGAGAACUUAUCUAUAAGUGCUACAAGGAACUGGAAUGCAAGAGACAGAGCAAUCCCACAGGUUUCCUUGGAAAAAAGGGCUCAUCCAGACUUUUUGUGCUGUGUUUCUAGGCACUUUAAAGCACCGUGUCGUAGUGUUCUUGUUUUUUGCCAUUGCGCUUUCCCUGUGAAAACACACUCUCUACUGCUGAACUGAAGCAGAUGGAAAUCUACAGAAACUCGAAUUGCCAUUUGUUCCGAUUCAGUGUUAAAGAGCAGGUUUUCCCGGGUAAAGUGUCAAGGCAAAAAAAGCGACCAGACAGUAAAACAGAGACCUGUCAGUAUGUGUGGAUGCAGCACUGCAGCCUUAAUUCCUAGUGUUCAUGCCCAGUUCCCCCCUCUGUCCUUUAUUCCCCACUUCUCUCUUCUUUGCAGUAGAAGGUAGUGGAGUCCUGCUCAUUAGGGCAGGAGAAAAAAGAGGAAGGUGGCUGAAAGGAUUGGUGAGGAAUAGAGGCAGCAGCAGCUGGAUCUACAUUACCUCUCACUUUAUCCAUACAUUUAAAGGGACAGGCUCAUUCCUUAGGUUGCAACCUGUCCUACUUAACCUUACUGUUUUUUCUCCCUGCCUGUCAUUCCAGUUACCCUUUCAUGUCGCAUUAAUAUGCUGCUUUUUGUACAUGUGUUGAGCACUCCACAAAAUUGCAGCAGCAGAGGAAUCAUUUCAGAGUCAGGGCUUGCCCACACUUGUCCUGUGCUUUCUAGGCCUGGGUCCAAGCAGUUUUGCCUCUGCCCUGUUGUUUUCUCCCGGAAAACCCUCUUUUUUAGCGCUAAAUCAGAGCAAGUAUCAAUCAGGAGAAACCCCUGACUCAUUGGUAAACAGCAAGUUUCCCCAGGGGGGAAGCAGAAGUGUGGGUGAUUCCUUAGUCCUGGUAACUCUUGGUCUAGUAAGUUUCAUGCUUUGGAGCAGGGAUUAUCUUGGUUUUUUUGCACAUGUGAUAAGAUCCGAUUCAGCGGGUAAUGGCCGCUUACCAUACCUCCUCGGUGACCGGUUCUUGUGGCCCGGCUGCUCGGAUGCUGACGCGCCAUUUUGAGUGCUGCACGUCUCCCUCGACCGCCAUUGGAGGCGCACAGGUUCCCGCAAAACCUGCUGAUUCAAAUGAGCCAAACUGCAGCGGCCUUGGGGGGGCGUGGCUUGAUGAACGGACCUGAGGGAGGCAGGCUUCACUCUGGUCUGCUCGGCCACUAUAAUUCCUGGCCGACCCUGCCCUCCUCAUCCAGUCAGCCAGGAGCGUCACUCACCCUUCUCCCUCCCUUCAUUCCAGUUGUUUGGUGCUUUAACCAAUUCCUUUUCAGCUAGGAGGGCUUCGCUGUGGUCUUUUGACAGUCUUCAUAUUCGGGGUCAGGAAGGAAUUUUUCCUGCACUUCCCUUUUUCCCCUGUGGCGACGAUAACAGGGUACCCCGUUAGAGGGGUCUGGAGGGAAGUCUCUGUCCAAAAAGCCAGUUGCAUAGGGCUAGUGAGCCAUAGAGCUUCCCUCAGCAUUUGGGGCCCAUCCACUUAAACUUGCGUUUUGCAAAUAGACCCUGUCAUGUCUCAGACCCAGCAGCCGGGGGCCAGGGGUUGAGAGGGAUACACACCCAGUGCCUAUGCCAAGACUCCCUACAUCUGAAAUCAAUAAAGUUAUGGCCAUUUUAAAUCCCAGACGGUUGUCUUGUCCAUUUAUUUUAUCCCUCCCUUUUUUGCUGUGAGUGUGGGGGGCAGGCCCUCUACAGCUGGGCACGCAAUAUCUGAUUUUAGCAAGGCACAGCCACGGAACAAUGAGAGAAGUUCUCAGCUCCAGGGGAAUUAAUCAGUACAGAGUAUGAUCAAAAUUCAGUUCAAGCCAAAGUGUAGAUGAGCCCAGAGUUACUAUCGUUUUCCUGCUUAUUCAUUCCUUGGGGUGCUGAUCAGUCCUAGGGCAAUUAUAGCGCCUAAUUCAAGUCACCCUCUUAAGUCUCUGAAUGGUGUUUCCCUUUUAAACUCAUGAUUCUAUCUCCUUCCUCCCCCCCCCCCCGCCAGGUUUAACAGGCAGUGUGUUGUAGACAAGGACAAAAGAAACCAAUGUCGAUACUGCAGGCUAAAGAAAUGUUUUCGAGCAGGAAUGAAGAAAGAAGGUGAGGUCUUUUUGUGUGUCACUGACUGUAGCUUUCCUCUUAUUGUGUGCCCAAACUGCAGGCAGCGUAGUCUGUAAACCAGCCAUGUAGGUCACUGGGUUAUGAAACAAAUGCCUACUCCUUUCCCUACACGUCUUUGCAGUCCCACACCUGCUUAACUUCUGCAGUGCUGCAGCACCAGGUUCUCAGACCAUUUGCUGUGCCAGCUGCUGCUCAGUUUUCAACAAAACCUGAAGGCAAGAUAGCAGUUUUUCUCCUUGAUGCUACACUAGCGUUUGACCUAUUCAACAACUAUUGAUCAGCAAAUGAAUAGUUUUCUUUAGGGGUGGGGAAACCUAUUUCCCUGCUCACUACCAUCAUCCAGCAUAUUACAAACUGAGCCUCCAAACCAACUGAGACAAUAACAUCCAUGCCAGUUCGCACCUGAAGGGAUUGUUAUGCAAUUCCAAUAGAAGCUCCCCAAAUCACUGUUUCAACCUUUGUCAACUUCUGAGGAUGCGGGGUGGGGAGCAUGCAAUAUUUUGGGAUAUAUAUCAACUCACUUCUCGAGAGGAAGUGGACUGUUGUGGGAAUUACUAAUAUGGUGCAGAAGAAGUGGUUUGAACAUUUGAUAUCUACUAUAUAAAAAGUUCCAAGUAUAAUUUUUCAUUAUUUAUUAAAUUUUUAAUACUGCCCUUCAUCCGAAGAUCACAGUGCGGUUCACAACGUAUUCAGGAUUAGGAAUGGAAGAAAGAAACUACUUCUUCACACAGUGCAUAGUUCAGAUGUAGAAUUCGCUCCCAUGAAAUGCAAUGAAGUCCAUCUUAGAUGCUUUAAAAGGACAGCUCUAUGCUUCUUCCUGGGAACAGAGCCUAGGACUUGCCGAUCAGAAGGUUGGCGGUUCGAAUCCCCGCAACGGGGUGAGCUCCCAUUGCUCGGUCCCUGCUCCUGCCAACCUAGCAGUUUGAAAGCACGUCAAAGUGCAAGUAGAUAAAUAGGUACCGCUCCGGUGGAAAGGUAAACGGUGUUUCCGUGUGCUGCUCUGGUUCGCCAGAAGCGGCUUAGUCAUGCUGGCCACAUGACCUGGAAGCUGUACGCCGGCUCCCUCGGCCAGUAAAGUGAGAUGAGUGCUGCAACCCCAGAGUUGUCCACGACUGGACCUAAUGGUCAGGGGUCCCUUUACCUGUUACCAUUGUGGAGCAAUAGUAGGAGACUGCUGUUCCUCGCAUGUCCUCCUUGUGGCCUCACCAAAGACAUUUGGUUGCCCGCUACAAGAAACAGGAUGCUGAACUAGUUAGUCUUCGGUCUGCCCCAACAGAGCUCUUUUUAUUUUGUUAUGAUUCUGGCCCAAAUGCACCUGAUAAAGGGGGCUCUGUCUUGCAAAAGCUUAUGCCGUAAUAAAUACGUUAGUUCUUUCACAAGCCACAAGGUACUUUUUUUUGGCACAGUUUUUGUGCUUUAGAUUGGGCCCCAGUCCAUAAAAUGGUUAGGCUGAAAUAAAUCUGUCUUGUCUUAAAGGUGCCAGGAGGCUCUCUUGUCACUUUUUCUGCAACAGACUAAUGUCAUUAACCCCAAACCCUGGAGAUUCAUGUUCCUUCCACAACAUUAGUUAUUAUAGUUGCAUCAGUGGGUUCGAGCAUUACUGUGGUUUGUGCAAAGGACUGGGGAAUUUUCUCUUUUCUCUCUGGAGUGCCUACUCAACUUGUAUUUGCCUGUUAAUAUUCAAUAGAAGUUACAUUAGGUCCGUGACCAGCUAAAUACUGAGUAAACAUUCAGACUACAUCAUGCCGUGACAGAGCUGCGUGGAUCCCGAUAACGCAUGGCGUAACCUUGAGCGCCUCUGUUAACAGCCGCUGACUGCAGGCUUUUAAUUUCAGCACAGCCUCAUUAUAGCCGUAUUAUCAAGCAGAAUGAUAUGACUAGGAAAUAAAUCUGGAGAGGCACAGGUGUAACCGUAACAAUCAGAUAUUGUUUGAUAUCUCCAUUAAUUGUGGAGUUAUCAUAGGGGAUAGUUUAGGCAACUCCAUGACUCGGCAAACUUGGCUAACCUCCCAGGAAGUCGCAAGUGGACUACGUGUCUUAAAAGAUCCUAGAACACAGUUCCCUGGUGUGCUUAAAAUGAUCAAAACAUUCUGGAACACUUAAAAAGGAAGUGGUGCUUGGAGUUUAUUGAUUUAGGAAAGAAAGCCGACUAUGGUCACAUCCACAUUUAAAGCACAUGGCUUUCCCCAAAGAGUCCUGGGAACUGCAGUUUCUUAAGGAUGAUGUAGCUCUGUGAGGGGUAAAUUAUGGUUCCCAUGAUUCUUUGGUUGGGGUACCAUGUGCAUUAAAUGAAUGGCUUGAAAGUGACCAUAGCGUGGAGAUGGCAGAAGUUUACAACAUAGCGUGCAGCUCUUUUAAACUAAAGAACUCAAAUACCUGAAGACAAUUCCCAUUGAGUUGACUUCCUUAGAAUAAGGGCAUGCAUUUAUCUGGAUGUUUCAUACAUAUAUUCCAUUCUUUUACUUUUACCCACUUUAAAUCGCUCUUGGGAUAGGGCAGAUGAUGGCAUCGCCACCAUCACCCCCUGCGUUUCCUUUGCACUUUUCCAAACUACAGAAAUUAAAAUCUAGAAUCCUAGAAGUGUAGAGUUGGAAGGGACCACGAGGAUCAUCUAGUCCAACCCUCUGCAAUGCAGGAAUCUUUUGCUUAAUGUGGGAUUCAACCCUGAGAUGAAGAGUCUUAUGCUCUACCAAUUGAGCUUUCCCAUGUUAUGUUAUAUUAAAAUGUUAUUAUGUUGCAUAAAAGCAAUGACAAAAGUGUAUGAGGUGAUGACAGCUUCUUGCUUUGUCUUGUGCUUCUGAUAGUAAUCCGGAGUGUUUUGCAUUUUCAUUUUUGGGAUUGUUUUUUGUUUGUUUUGGUUUUGCAGCUGUACAGAACGAACGCGACCGAAUCAGUACUCGGAGAUCCAGCUACGAAGACAGCAGCUUGCCGUCCAUUAACGUUUUACUGCAAGCAGAAGUUCUCUCACAACAGGUACGUCUUCUAUUUUAGAAUGUAGAGAAAUAAUAAUCAUUUUAGUCUUCUUUCCAGCUCGGGGGUGCCUCCAGACCACCAGUAUUUUGUGGGACGGAUUCAAACACAUACCCAGAUAUUAGUUUUGCAAUGUUAAAGUGGAUUAAAGGGCUCUGUUGCCCCAGCAGAACAAACCUGCUUUCAAAAAUGGGACUUUUCUUGGUUGGGAAAGUGGAGUGGAAAUACAUGGGAAACUGUGGGAUGAAUGAAUGAUUAAUGGCAAGAUGUAAAAACACCUUGCAAACAAAUCAGGAUGAAUGCUCUUUGUUAUAUAACCUCCCCGUAAAACCAAUUGGAAUGAGUGCUCUAUAAAGGCCAGAUGUAGUCUAGUCACCAUGUAAGCCAGGCUUCCUCAAACUCAGCCCUCCAGAUGUUUUUGGCCUACAACUCCCAGGAUCCCUAGCUAGCAGGACCAGUGGUCAAGGAUGAUGGGAAUUGUACAGUGGUGCCUCGCAAGACGAAAUUAAUCCGUUCCGCGAGUCUCUUCGUCUUGCGGUUUUUUCGUCUUGCGAAGCACGGCUAUUAGCGGCUUAGCGGCUAUUAGCGGCUUAGCCGCUAUUAAUGGCUUAGCGGCUUUAAGAAAAAGGAAACAAACUCGCAAGAACUCGCAAGACGUUUCUUCUUGCGAAGCAAGCCCAUAGGGAAAUUCAUCUUGUGGAACGACUCAAAAAACGGAAAACUGUUUCGUCUAGCGAGUUUUUCGUCUUGUGAGGCAUUCGUCUUUCGGGGCACCACUGUAGUCCCAAAACAUCUGGAGGGCCAGGUUUGCCUAUGCCUGCAGUUUAGUUUACUUCUUAAUAAACAAGCAUUGAGUUGCACGGUUUAGUCUCUGGUCAGACAGCUUCCAGUUUGAUGGAUUGCAGAUGACAGAGGGAAUACCCAACAGAUCAACACAGUACUCGUACAACCACGUUUGCCAUCUCAGUCAUAGCAUCGCAUAUGCUGUCAACAGCUUCCUAGGUGCAAAAUGCUGCCUUGAGGAGUCCGAGAAAAUGUAACAGAAGUGUCGCUUCAAGGGAAGGAAGGUGCUUAGCUCGUGUGAAACAAAUAACAACUGUGCAUUGACUGCACCAAAAAUAUGAACUCUGGGAAAGGCCCCCAAACUGGGCAGAUACCGAUGAGGGACUUCUUCCCCAUUGGCCUGGGGUCAUCCAGGAUCAGUAUUAUUGUAUUAAAUCUUGCAGGUUCACUAUAUUAAACAGCCAGGUUUUUGUUUGUUGCAAAGACUGUAAGAGAGAAUAGUUGGGUGCACUCUUCCCACCUUGGAUCAAAUCUAUGCUUCCAGGUGCCAUAAGAAAGCCGCAGAGAUAGUGCAGGACAGUGCGCACCCCAGAAAUGAUCUCUUUCAGCUUCUGCCUUCUGGAAAAAGGUACAGGGUUAUAAAGACUAGGAGUAGCCUCCUGAGAAACAGUUUCUAUUCAAUUUGCGAUUUUGGUUUUAAACACAGUGUAAGGUAGUCUCUCGCGGGUGGCGCUAUGGGUUAAAGCCUCAGCGCCUAGGACUUGCCGAUCAAAAGGUCAGUGGUUCGAAUCCCCGCGGCGGGGUGCGCUCCUGUCACUCGGUCCCAGCGCCUGCCAACCUAGCAGUUCGAAAGCACCCUCGGGUGCAAGUAGAUAAAUAGGGACCGCUUACUAGCGGGAACGUAAACGGUGUUCCGUGUGCUGCGCUGGCUCGCCAGAUGCAGCUUGUCACACUGGCCACGUGACCCGGAAGUGUCUGCGGACAGCGCUGGCUCCCGGCCUAUAGAGUGAGAUGAGCGCGCAACCCUAGAGUCUGUCAAGACUGGCCCGUACGGGCAGGGGUACCUUUACCUUUUUAAGGUAGUCUCUAUGGGAGUAUAUUGUAUUAAUUAAGGGGUAUCAGAGUUUUGAGGGAGCUAACCAGGCUGGGAUAGCAGGCUUGUUGGUUUUUGAAUGUCUGAUGUAGAUUUUUCAAUUUCGUUGUUCUGUAUGGGACAAUGACAAUAAAGAUUAUCGUAUCGUAUCGUAAAGCAUUGCUUAUUUGAUGACAUUUCUAGAGUUGCCAAGAUUGCAGCAGAUAAAACUGCUUGGGACAGAUUAAGGUGGUGCUGGAGAUUGCUUUCUUGGUUGUUUUGGAGCCACAUUUCUUUCCCAAAUGGAAUUGGGAUCUUUGCAUUAACAUGGGAGGAGGAAUAGCACACAUAUGGUCCUGGGAGAGCAAGGAAGGAGGAGAGAACAAGCAAAUGAAAUAGCUGACAGGAAGAGAACAGUUGACUGGGGAGGAUGACUUGGAUUUCAGUGUGUUUUGUGGGGGUUGCAAACCAUGCAUGCAGGUGGACUUCUUUGUUGCAAACACAUUGAAAAAGGGCAUUAUUAUUCACUGAGAUUGAUACUCAGCACUUUUUAAUGUAUUUAUCAUAAGAUGCAUCUUCACACUCCCCUGAUGGCCACUUUGCACAGUGCUUUCUCUGUCACUCAACUCCCUUCUUUCUCUCACCGGCUGAUGGAUCUCAGGGCUCUAGGGAAAACCAAAGCAGAUUGUGCAAUCCUGAAUUCUACCCACCCCUACUCUAAAUACUGAACUAUAUUGGCUCGUAUCUGGGUAUUUGCUGCUCAGGACUAGCCAGGAUUGGAAGGCACCCAACAGGGAGGAAGCAUAGCCCAAAGCAUCCGUCUAGAACUUGAAUUGCACUUCUGGUUCCCAUCAUAAAAGCAGAUCUGUACAUCACGUGCAUGACUUUAUAGCUCAUCACUGUAGAAGUUAUGGCUCAACUGGUUCCCUGCUGAAUGUGAACUGCCUCUGCUGGGAAGCAUUGUGUAUCAGUGAUGCAAACAAAUGUUAUGCAGGCUCUGUCUGCAAUCUUCAGCAGCCAUUUCACAAACACAACACACAUCAUCACUGGAUGCUGUGCUGUGCUCAUCAACUGAGAAACAUUUCUGUGUGAACUUCCCUUUAGGACCAUCUAGAAGUGCUCCAAGAACAUUUGGCUUUAAGAUGUUGCAACCGGAGCCAAAUCCCAAACAGAUGAAUGCAGCGGCAUUUCAGUUUAAAUGGGUUUAGCAUUAGAGCAGGGAUGUGACCUUCCAGAUAUUGGCUAGACUUCAACUUCAACCACCUGUCAUCCACCUUGGCCAUGCAGGCCAUGGCUUCCUCAUCCCACCUUUCCAUCUCUUAUUUGCUGGCCACAAGGCUAGCUAGCAGAGUAUUUUGAAGAAAUAGGGAGAUGGGGGAGAGGAAAUCUAAAACCUAGCUUGUUUGUGGAUCAUGGUAUUUGAUGGAGAACGGAUUUGACCUUGGUUAGAGGGCAUGAGCCUUUGCAAUUCUGCAGCAAAAACAUAGCAAACUCUACAGCAAAAAAGAAAGGUGUUACAGUUUCUCACAUAAAUUUGUCGCACAGAUUUCGAUUAUUAUUUGGUCGUUUGUGCAGCUUCCUUACAGCUUACCUCUCCCUCUCCCUCUGAGCAAUGUUAGGUAAAACCUCUUUCUCCCCCCUGCAGAUAUCAUCGUCACCAAUUUCAGUGAUCAAUGGUGAUAUCAGAGGGAAGAAGAUCGCGAAUAUUGCAGACGUCUGCGAGUCCAUGAAGCAGCAGUUGCUAGUGCUAGUGGAGUGGGCCAAGUACAUCCCGGCCUUCUGUGAGCUUCCUCUGGAUGAUCAGGUGAGUCCUAUUUAUCCUAGCUGAAACUAAACGUUGGUUUUCCUGUUCCAUUUCUAAUAAUUCAGUGCAAGGCCCAUUGUGAAUGACUGUGGCGGAGUUAUCCGUGUCCAGGAAAGGGUGCAGCUAUUGUACAACCUAAGUUGAUAAAAUACUUACGAACUGUGACUCACGGGGGCUGCAUGCACGUCAAAGCUGAACUAAUGCAGAACCAGCCCUUGAAAAUGACUGAUGCAAACAAGCUGUGAGGCAAGCAGACAUUGUCGAGUAUUUGGGCUGCAAGGAUUACGUCCUUACUGCCAGCGGUGCCUGCAUUUACAGUUGCACAGCAGAGCAAAGUGGGUUGAUAGGGGCCCCCAUUUUGUUUUGAAAGCUGUGUCCAUUUAACAUCAGGGUACCUUUAAAUCAGAACUCUGUUUGGACAGAUUUCCUUUCCUUAAGUUCGUUCCUUCCCAGUGGUGAGAUCUAAACCUCCAGAAAAUAACGUUCUCUCCUCUUUCCUCCAGCUCUUUCAUCGCAAGAUAUUUCUUCAUGUUUGUUCAGUGUAUACAGAUGGGCCCAUCCCUAUAAAGACACCCUUUCCCAAAUCCUUUGGUUAAUGUUUAGUGGUUGUUUGCUGCACAGCUGAAGUCCCGGUUGGACAUUAAGAAGCAUCCAUGCCACACUGCGUCUUAGUAUUAACCUUAGUUUCCACAGAUUUCUUCUUUUAAAAAACAGAAGUGGGACAGGAGAUACAGAACAUUCUUGAGGAUCACUGAAGGGCAUAAAGUGACAGAAUGCAAUCAUUAACAACAGAGCAAGAGUAGAGGGUUUAAGAGAAAAAGAACAACCACGGGUUGCUCAUCACAGCAAGAUGUCCACAGUCAGCAGAGAAAUUAAUUACAAUGCUAGACUUGGGGAAAGUAGUCCAACAUGUGGCCAUUUGAGCGACCUUAUGGCUCCCUUAGAGAGCCCUAAUGUCACUGGAUCCCAACCUCUGGAUUGGAGGGCCAGCAUUAUUUUACUUGUUUACGAACUAGGCACAAUCCACCUUCACCUUUGCACAUGUGUGCCCUCAGCGUAGGAUCAGCGUAGGGCUCAAGAGAGCAUUCUUUCCCCCUCUGCUAUAGGCUCAGGCUCCCUGGACCCUGGGAACAAGCUUGCAAAGGGGGUGGUUGAGCACCUCUCACUUACGCAUCUGCCUGCUGCUCUGUUCCGGGGGCCUUUGUUCCAACCAGUUAUUCCUGCUCUGAGAGCUCUGGUCCCCAAACAUCCUAGCACUGAGUGAGGAAGGUGGCUAUCUAUCAUUGUUAUGUUAGUCUUCAACCUCCACUACCUUGCGGGAUAUCUCCGGCAGAAGAAAAGGCUAAGGAGUAAGCCCUGCACAAAUCCAGAGUAGAGUCCGUAAGACGGUUGGAUGGCGCUUUGUAUGCCUCCUUCUGGCAACUCCAGCAGCCAAGCUGGUGCCAAACGUAUUGCUCUGCUUUCCUUUGGACCAUAUCAGUGAGGUGGGGUGUGUGUGUCUUGUCAUCUAGGCAGCCUAGGAUCUCCAUACACACUGCCCAGGCUUACGCCCAGGGGAGGGCACUUCAGUGCUGCUAAUGCGGCAGAUUGACUUCACCCCUGGAGGUGCACUCCAUUGCCUGAGACAGACGGGUGCCAACAACAACUAGUCCCCAGAAGCUGAUGAAAAAUCAGGCCACGUUACCGAGCAAUUUAGAGGUCCCCCCCCCAUCCUGUUGAACAUGAGACAUACUAUGCCAGUUCCUGAAAAACAGAAGGGUGAGUACUUCCCAUGUGGGAAUUUACAGGAAGUGCUCACCAGCCUACUGUUGUAAGUGAUGCCUGGGAUGCUUGUGUAGGCAAACAUCAGCAGAGAAAGAGGAAGGAGCUAAGAAGACUUCAGUUCCACAGGAAUUGCUAUUCCUCCGUGUCGUGUUCCCGCCGAUAGAAAACAAAUUCCCUUAUGGGUCAUGACGUUAGAUGCCUGGCUUAUAUUGUGAUCCUUUCAAUCAUGUGGUCUUCAAAGGAGUAGUUCAGCAAGCUGCAAUUUCUGCGCUCUUCUUCUGUAGGUGAUCAUCUCUCUGUCUCCCUCUGCCCUGCCAUCUGUCCUCCUCUUGCAUCAGCCCUCUAAUAAUAGUCCUUUGUUCCUCCAGGUGGCUUUGCUACGGGCCCAUGCAGGGGAGCACCUGCUACUGGGAGCCGCCAAGAGGUCGAUGGUGUUCAAAGACAUCUUACUCCUAGGUAAAAUUGCAUCGUAUAACAACAUGCCUCCCAUCUCCUCCUGUUAAAAAUACUGUAUUGUAUUGCUUUUUUUCAGCGUGGGGGUUUGGAAGGAAGCAGGCAAUGUACUGUAUUUUUCCAUGUAUAACAUGCCCCCUUGUAUAAGACGCCCCCAAUUUUUUGGGACUCAAAAUUGAGAAAAUGCACUAUGCACUGUCUGUGUAUAAGACGACCCCUUAUUUUAAACUUCAAAAAUUUAGGGGAAAAUAUAGUCUUAUACACGGAAAAAUACGGUAAUCUGUCAGGUUUCUUUGUCACCUACCACAGGGGUGGGAAACCUCAGUUUCAGGGGCCAAAUGCCCUCUCUGUUUGGCCCUUGGAACUCUCCUCAGGCCACACACCCUCCUGAGUCACACCCCGCACCAGCCCUGUUUUGUACCGCCCCCUUGGAUGUUUUUGCCAGGCAGGAAUGUGUCAUUGAACUCUGAUAAUGCUUCUUGCUUGCUUGGGUGGUGUGGGUGUUUCUGUGUGUGUGUUUCUGUUUGUGUGGAAACUAGUCUACUGUACACAAAGGUGUAAAGGGCACAUUUGUUGCUUUGCCCACUGUUGCCUCUGACCCCACCCAACACAGGGAUGCGGCCCCCUGAAAAGGAGCGUGGCCCUCGAGUACAAAAAAGUUCCCAACACCUGAUUUGAUGGCUUUCAGUUAUCUCUGCAGUUCUGUAAGCAAACAUUAUAACAUGAGGGUAUAUUUAGGCAGGGUGAUUUAAGAGCUGAAUGUGUGUUGCAACAGGCAUCACUCCUUUGUCCAACUUUGCAAGAACUUUUCACCAGAGGUAAAAGUGGGACAUAGGUAGACAUUUUGAGUUGUGGUUCCUUUCUCCUGCCUUCAGCUCUGGAAAAUAGAGAACCAUCUCCCCUCUGUCUCCAGCCUGAGCUACCCCCGCAAAUCAACACAGCGUUGCAGCAAUGGGACUUUACAAUGACUGAACUGGCUGAAAACUGACUCUCCCCACCCCCACAGGCCCCAUCCAACUUUUAAAAAAUGUUUUCGGUGGGUUUUGGAAGUAGAAAAUCCAUUUGCUCAACGCAAGCCAUUUAUAGAGUGGAAUUGCUGAUGAGAAACAUGUUUAGGAUCCAGUUUAGACUUAAAACACGCUGCUACUCCUCCUGAGUAUAUCAGUGAGUCAUUUUUUGGGCAGUGGGAGAGGAAGUAAAAAUCAGGAUGGCCAGAUACAAAAGAAGUCAGGGCUCCUGUAUUUUCAGAAACAGUGCAGAAGAUCCAUAUCAUGCUAGUUACAUCUGUUGAAACUCCCUUUUCUACACUACUGUCAAAAGUGCAGAAGUCCUGCCCUCUUUGAACCUGAGACCCUUUUUGUGGACUGGGGAACCAAUUGCCUACUUCUGCUUCUUUGUCCUCUGAAAGAAAAUAGUGGUGCAGUACAAAAAUGUCAUAGCGCAACAAAUUCCUUCCCCAAUUCCAGACAUAUUGGAUCGUACAAUUGGCAGGCAAGGCCUUGUUGAUGUUGCCAUCACUGGGGGAUGUCUAAUUGGCAGUGACCUGUGCGGGGCCUUUUCAGUGGUGGUUCCUUGUUUGUGCAAUACCCUCCCUAGUGAGAUAUUUUAUUUACCCAGGCACUUGAUGGCUGAAAUACACUGUUCCUAGAAACCCUGAGAUGCUGGCUGAGAAUGUUUUAAAGUGUUUUUAGAAUGUUUUCAAAUUUCUUUUGGUUGGUUUUUUUUUAAAAUGUUUUAUCAUUGCUAUGUAUGCCACCCAAGGCUCCUUUGGGAGGAAGGGCAGGAUAUAAAUCGAAACAAGAAGAAGAAGAAGAAGAAGAAGAAGAAGAAGAAGAAUGGGUUGUGGAUUUCAAAUACAGUGGUACCUCUGGAUUUGAAUGGGAUCCGUUUUGGAGCCCCGUUCGCAUCCUGAGCAGAACACAACCUGCAUCUGCGCAGGUCACGAUUUGCCGCUUCUGCGCAUGCGUAUGACGUUAUUUUGAGCAUCUGCGCAUGCGCUAGCGGUGAAACCCGGAAGUAACCCAUUCCGUUACUUCCGGGUCGCUGUGGAACACAACCUAAAAACUCUCAACCCGAAGCAACUUUAACCCGAGGUAUGACUGUAGUGAACAGUGACGAUUUUUGAUAGAAUUGGGUUUUAAUUAAAACAAACAAUUCUCCUGCAGGAAAUGACCACAUAAUCCCCCGUAAUUGUCCGGAGUUGCUGGAGAUCAGCCGUGUGGCUGUACGCAUCCUGGAUGAGCUAGUGCUCACGUUCCAAGAGCUGCAGAUUGACGAAAACGAAUACGCAUGUUUGAAAGCCAUCAUCUUCUUUGAUCCAGGUAGGUGCUGAUUUUUCAGUAACUUGGAAGAGGCAUCUGAGGCUGCUUCCAUGCCCCAACCCCUUUAACACGGCUGGGGAAUUGCUUUUCUACAAUGUGUGGGGAAUAAAAUUAAAAUGAAGGUUCCGCAGAAUAUAGGACUGUAUUGUCUAGCAAUGCCCUUCCUCGUGGCCAAGUUCCUCCUAUAACGUUUGUUCACGAAUAAGAACCAUUCAGUAAGGUUCCCAACAACAUGAGUGCAGGUGAGGGAAGUAGAGAAAGCGAAUAGAGAGGUGUUUUUUCUUCUCCUAGAACACAGAACAUCUGGCGAAGCGGAAUGGGAGAAAUUCAGGACAGGCAAAAGGAAAUAAUUCUUCACACAACAUAUAGUUAAAAUCUGGAAUAUGUAGUGAUGGCUGCCAUCUUGGAUGGCUCUAAAAUGGGACUAGGUAAGGAUGAUAGAUAACUAGUUGAGGCACAUGUGUCCUGUGUCCUGUGUUGCUUUUGUUCACCCUGUUUCAUAAGCUGGAGUUGUCACAGCGUCCCUCUAUUUGCUCUUACACAAUCGGAACUCAUGCAAAGUCUGUGUUAGUGCAGGAUGAGGAGAAUGAAACUGGCACACCUUCCCCAGUGCCUAACAAAGGAGUUUGAGCAAAGUAAGGAACCAAGUGCUUCAGGAGACCACCCAGACUGGCCCACUUGAAACUGCAUCUUUCUUGAGAAAUGCCAUAGUCCGUAAUUUCCUACGGUUUCCCCCAGAUGCUAAAGGGCUGAGCGACCCCAUCAAGAUCAAGCGAAUGCGGUACCAAGUUCAAGUUAGCCUGGAGGACUACAUCAAUGACCGGCAGUAUGAUUCACGGGGACGCUUUGGGGAACUCCUCCUCCUCCUGCCCACCCUCCAGAGCAUCACUUGGCAGAUGAUUGAGCAGAUCCAGUUUGUCAAGCUCUUUGGCAUGGCCAAGAUCGACAACCUUCUGCAGGAGAUGCUGCUAGGAGGUGAGUGUUGACCCUACAGGAAGUGGGGUUUUUUACCUAUUGAAUUUCGGGGGCUCCUCCAGAUGACCAUCUUAUUCAGCCUCUAUCCUGAUUAGCAUACACAAAACUUACACGGUGGUUAUAUGUCCGGUUUUUAUAGAGCACUGGUCACGAUCAAUUUAUGAGGCCGUUAUAUGACAACAAGCAUUCAUCCUGAUAUGCUUACUGGACCUCUCCUUAACAGGCUUCAGGUUCUUUGGAAAAUCCAAGCAUUUUGUGUUGCCCAAUUCCAUUUAGGACAGGGAUCCUGUGCAUUUAACUCAGUUAGGAACAAGCUGGAUGUACUGUAGGGAACUGGGUCUGCCAAACAGCUGAGGGUGGACAUGAUUCAAAACAAAGUCAGCGAGAAGUUGCAGGGGAAUAGCAGUAGAGGGGAUAGACAGGUUAAGCAACCCUCAUCUGCUGAGUCUCCAUUUCAGAGGUCACAAUCUCCCACCAAAUCAAAGCUCUCCCACGAGCCUCACAGACCUGUCUGUGGAGAACCUGUACAGACUGCCAGUGUUUUUACAACAUGUAAAGUGACAUUUGCCUGGUGCCUGCUUCAUAUAAUAUACAGUGGUACCUUGGGUUACAGACGCUUCAGGUUACAGAUGCUUCAGGUUACAGACUCUGCUAACCGAGAAAAAGUACCUUGGGUUAAGAACUUUGCUUCAGGAUGAGAACAGAAAUCACAUGGUGGCGGCGCGGUGGCAGCGGGAGGCCCCAUUAGCUAAAGUGGUGUCUCAGGUUAAGAACAGUUUCAGGUUAACAACAGACCUCCAGAACGAAUUAAGUUCUUAACCUGAGGUACCACUGUAGUCAGGUGGUUAAAAAAAAACUAUAUUAUUUUCUCAGGUUUUUAAUCAAUUAAACUGGCUGGGUUGUUGGUUUUUUGGGCCGCUUUGGAACUGGUAUCGUUACACUAUGUAUUGCUUUGCGCUGCAUUCUCUGUUUCAUCGAAUUUUGCACGUAACCAUUUUACUGCAUUUUUAUUUAUUUAUUUUUUUAAAAAGAACUAUAUCCAUUUAUUAUGCAAUACUUAGAAUAAUAUAUAUAAUUUAGGGUCAUCGAGUGACACACCUCACGCUCAUCACCAUGCUCUUCACCCGCACCUGAUCCAGGAGAACCUGGGGACGAACGUGAUUGUGGCCAACACAAUGCCUACUCAGAUGCACAACGGGCAGCUGUGUGAGUAUUCCUGCACAAGAGAACCAGCUCUCUAGGCAUGCCGUUUGUGUUCUGCGUCAUGGUAAACCGAGUAAGUGGGGCUAGUAUGCAGAUUUCUCAGUUUGCUAGAGUACUGGGAGCAACAUCUCCCAUAAUGCUCUGCUCUCCCUAACACCAGUAGGAAAGGAAGAGGAAGGAGCCUCAGUCAGACUUUUUAGAAAACACAAUAAAACGCCAUAGGAUGGUGUACAUGAUUACAUGAGUAUGUGAAGAGGGAGAACACACAUCCUUCGAAUAAGAAGAAAUAUUUAAAAGAAAAGCCUUCUAAUAUUGAUGGGACAAGAGCAGAAGGGGGUAAUGUUUUAUUUUCCCACUUUUAAAGAGGCUACCUGAGUGCACAAGUGCAUAACAACAUUUGGCAUGUACAUCUAAUCAAAAGUAAAGAAAAGACUCUUGAAAAUGCUAUUGAACCCAGUAGGAUUUACCUCAAAGUAAACAUGCAUUGGGUUGCACUGGUAACCUUCUUUUGAUGUGAUCCUUUAUACUCUGACUGAUCCUGUACAAUGCCUUUUAUAUAUAAUAUAAAACAUCAAUUUUUUUCUUUCAACAGCCACUCCUGAAACUCCCCAGCCUUCCCCACCCGCUGGCUCAGGAGCUGAACAAUACAAACUGCUUCCUGGGGCCAUUGCAACUGUGGCCAAGCAGCCUAGUUCAAUCCCUCAACCCGCCAUCACGAAGCAAGAGGUCAUCUAGCAUCCAACCAAAUGAAUGUAUCAGAUGCCACAAAGACCAUGAUGAGGGAGACAAGCCCUUUCUCGUUCCCGUUUUGAUCACUCUGGAGGUUGAAUAUUCACAGAGGCAUCCCAGGGCACAAACGCAUCAAAUUGUUAUUUGGAAAUUGGAUGGGGAGAAAGCCAUCUUCCCAAAGCUGACUCUUCAUGUGGCUGUGGAGAACAUCUGCACCCGAGCAUUGCAGAACGAAUGAACUAGCCUUGGUGGAAGUCUUUAUCCUAUAGAGCCAGAUCCCAAAUUUCAGAUACGUAGCUGACUAUUGCACUGACAUGCUUGUUUCAUCACUGCCACUGAGUUACACAAUGUUAUUGUGUUUAUUUCACUUCAAAUCUUAACUUUUUUUAUUUAAAAAAAGGCAUCCGAAUGAAAGGGAAGGGUGAACACCUUCACUGCAAGAUCUCUAAAUAGCUGCAAGCCCUCUCGUGACAAUCCCAAGCAGGCAUGGUGGUCCACACUACGGAAGAGGCAGAAAGUUUGACCCGGAUGUUGCAGAAGUACAGCCUCUUUAUUGCCUUCUCCACAGUUCCACUGCCUGGGGCAGUAGCAGAAGCAGAAGCCAGGACUAGAUGCUUCCAGUGAUCUUCAGAAAUAAACAAAAUUCAGUGGCCAAAGUAGUUGGUGGUGCUUUUUCCACCUGGUGUCUGGUGAUUUCUAUGAGGAAGUAGCAGCUUGUUUGAACAAAGCAUUGGCUUGCUGGAUCAGACCAAGAUCCAUCCAGUCCAGCAUUCUCUCCUUCAAACAGCAGUCAGCCAGAUGCCUCUUGGACUCACAAGUGACGCAUGAAAGUGGAUGGUCUUCUCUUGGCUAUGCUCUUCUUUUCCUCACUUGCUACUCAUGUGCAUUGUCUCUGCACAUGGAGGUCCCAUGUCUGAUAAAGUAGUCCUCCUUGAAUUUGUCUAGUCCUUGUUGAGACUGUAAGAUUUGCCUUCUUGCUGCAACAGAGCCAAGGGUCCUUUUAUUUGAGGGGAUGCCUGUAUGUGGAAGUGCUACACAAAUGUCGAUUUCAAUGUCAUCCUUCAUUCAAGAGAUAAUUCAGUUGCAUUAAUGAUGCCAGAUUCCUCUGCUUCGGUGAAUCUCCUAAUCAAGCGACCCACUACUGGCCUCGUCCAUUUCUCGUCCCUAUUCAUAAUGAUUCCAGGUGCUACGUUGUUGGGAAUUAUGGAGAACAAAUGAGGGGAAGAUCUGAAGGUGACGCAGGUUCAGGGCUGGCACCAGCGAACCUUUCUCCUAGGCCUAGGCGCUGCCAAGGAGGUUGAUAAGCCAGGUCAGCAUGGGCCAAAUGCACUUUUUGCCUUAAUUCACGCUGACUGCACUGUGAUGCAAACCAUCUCCUCUAGAUGCAAAGUUUCUACCUGAUCUUAAGCCCUUGCUGCUGUGCCCCUUGGGUAGUAUUCCCACUUGUGAGUGGCAGCCAUCUUGAUGCACCCACUGUGUAUGUAUGGCAGGAACGCAACAUAGACUGCCGUAUACAGAGUCAGACCAUCGGCCUCUCCAGCCUAGUAUUAUGCUGCAAGCCUGAUGCAGACAUCUUUCCCAAUCCCACAGCUAGAGUCCCUUUUAAUUAGAGAUGUUGGGAAUUGGACCUGAGACCCUCUGAAUGCAAGGCAUGUGCUCUGCCACUGAGUCAUCGAUCCUCCCCUAAACACAAGGAUUGGGGACCUCAUUCCAAUGAAUAUACAGCUGACAAUCUUUUGAAAAUGCCCUAGAUCUGAUGAGAUGUCAAAAGGAAAUUAACUUACCUUCCCAUUUUUUAAUUUUACCUCAGCAAGCAUGAGGGCUUGGACUUGUUCUGUGUGAGGAUAAUUUUUUUAUUCAAUCUAAGCAGUUAGGCCAAAGUCACGCCGACACCACAUGUGAUAUACAGUGGUACCUCAGGUUACAGAUGCUUCAGGUUACAGACGCUUCGGGUUACAGACUCCGCUAACCCAGAAAUAGUACCUUGGGUUAAGAACUUUGCUUCAGGAUGAGAACAGAAAUCGCGCGGCAGCGGCACAGCAGGAGGCCCCAUUAGCUAAAGUGGUACCUCAGGUUAAGAACAGUUUCAGGUUAAGAAUGGACCUCCAGAACGAAUUAAGUUCUUAACCAGAGGUAUCACUGUAUGUUGACUACUGUGGAAUUUCCUUGGUAUUUAAAACACAGCUGAGAAAUGCCAUUAUCUGCACACUGAACCACACCCCGGGGGCAUGUUUACACCAUCAGUUAUUCUCAGUUAAGAAGCCCUGAUUUUUCCUCAAACUGAUUUAUUUAGCACAUUCAAGGAGCAAGUAAGAAACUGAAGUUGAAAGAGAAUCAAAGGCUACUGAAAAGAUCAGGAGCUCGUGAUUUGCCUCUCUUUUAUCUCAGGAUAAGCAUAACAAUAGUUGAAUUCUUCUCUGAUGAGUAAAAUUACCUGUUUCUUGGAGAAGGCAGGCCUCAUCCAUAAGACAAUUUCAGAGAAGCAAGAAUCCCUAUGAGGUGACUUCCCCUGCCCAGUGUUUAUGUGGUAAACUAUAGGGUGCGAUUACAAAUUCUUUAAAGGAAACUUAAGAGUUGCCAGCCUUUUGGUGCUAGUGAGCACACUGGGAAUUUUGAGAAAGCGCUGUGGGUGCCGAUUGCAAAAUUCACAAGGGUGUGAAAUCUCACACAAAGUGGCACCCACAGCUAAAAGAGCAGAAAAAGAGCCAGAGCCACAUAGGAAUGUGAUGUUGUCCCUGCCCCAUCAAUGGAAAAAAUGCACCUCCAUCUGCCAUUGCCACACUCGGUCACAGAGGGAAGUCCUCUGCAGUCUCUUAAAUUUCAAACAAGUGGGAGGGUGGGUGACUAGUCCCGGCAUCCUAUGAAAUGUGGCCAUGUUUAAAGGUGUGUGUAUGAUGUAGGAGAAGCAGGAAGAGCAAAUGGUCCUUUGUGUCUUGGAUUUUUGAGGGGAUAUUCACUGAGGCCUUCCAAAAACACCAUAGGAAGUUCUGGUGGACACACUAGUACAUGCAGAUACCACAUUGGUGGCUCGUGGUGGUUGUUCCAUCUCAGAAACACUCAUGUGAAAUGGCCCGGGGUGGCUGCUGAAAAUACUAUUUAUUUUAUAGAACUAUUUCUUCAUGGUAUUUCACUCCAGAGAGUACCAAAGCAAUUGACAACCACAAAAAAUAACAUAGCAAUAAAUAAUAAAAUAUUUCAGUCAAAUAAUAUCAUAGAAUUGUAGAGUUGGAAGGGACCCCAAGGGUCAUCUAGUCCAACCCCCUGCAAUGCAGGAAUAUCACCUAAAGUAUCCAAGACACAUGGCCAUCCAACCUCUGCUUGAAAACCUCCAAGGAUGGAGAGUCCACAACUUCCCAGGGGAGACCAUUCCACUGCUGAACAGCUCUUACUGCCGGAAAGUUCUUCCUGGUGUUUAGUUGGAAUAUCCUUUCUUGUAACUUGAAGCCAUUGGUUCGAGUCCUACCCCCCAGAGCAGGAGAAAACAAGCUUGUUCCCUCUUCCAUGUGACAGCUCUUAAGAUAUUUGAAGUUGGCUAUCAUGUCUCCUCUCAGUCUCCUCUUAACCUAAACAUACCUAGCUCCUUCAAGCGCUCCUCAUAAGGCUUGGUUUCCAGACCCUUGAUCAUCUUGGUUGCCCUCCUCUGCACAUGUUCCAGCUUGUCAACAUCCUUCUUAAAUUGUGCCCAGAAUUGGACAUUGAAUUCCAGGUGUGGUCUGACCAAGGCAGAAUAUUACUUCCCUUAAUCUGGACACUAUACUUCUGUUGACACAACCUAGCAUUAGGGUUUUUUGCUGCUGCAUCCCACUGUUGACUCAUGUUAAGCUUGUGGUCCACCAAGACCCCUAGGUCCUUUUCACAUGUACUGCUAGUAAGCCAGGUGUCCCUCAUCCUAUAUCUGGUUCUUCCUGCCUAAGUGCAGAACCUUACAUUGGUCCCUAUUGAAAUUCAUUUUGUUAGCUUGAGCCCAGUUCUCCAAUCUGUUAAGGUCAUUUUGAAUUAUGAUUCUGUCUUCUGCAGCAUUAGCUACCCCUCUCAGUUUGGUGUCAUCUGUGAAUUUGACGAACAAGGUGCUAAAAUCUAAAAACUGGCAAUAAUAGUCUGGAAAUGCCUGAGCAAAUCAAUGACUUUUAAAAGCAUGCUGGAAGCAUCUGACACUUGGUACCUGCCUAAUCUCCAAGGUGAGGAAGGUGCCACCACAGAGAAGGCUCUUUGCCUUACCAUUGUAUGUGGUAUGGAGUUCACCAGUUGAACUUCUGCCUGCCAUGCAGAUAAGCCUCCUCUAUUGAAUGCCUUAUUCUCAACAUCCACAAUUAAGUUUCUCCCUUCAGCUGUUUUUCUGACUUCUGUUCUGUGUGGCUGCAUAUCAGUGCCAGAGCCUCCAUUUUCUCUCCAUCUCUCAUGGUGCACCAGGGAAUAGACUGCACUCCGUGUCCUUGUCUGUCCUGAGUCCUCAGCUGUAAACUGUUCCAGCCAGAGAAAGUUAAUGGAAAUAGAAUAAUUAAAGUCUUGUUCUGCAACACCAGAUAUGAUGCCUCUCAAGGUUAGGAGCCAAGGCAGCUAGCAAGGAAGGGUGUCUGAAACUUGUUUGGAUUCCUUGGAGUACGUGCAGACCAGAGUAAAGUUUAUCUUGGGAUAACCAUCUCCAAACGUGUACACAGUGCUAUUUUUCUAGAAAAAGAGGUGCCAGAACUCACCAUGAACGCCCCCCUUUUCUUUUAUAAUGGCAAUGGCGCCCACCUGAGAGGUGCCGGAACUGAGUUCUGAAGUGUUGGAUUUGAGAAAGAAGUUGUAAACCAGAAUCUUUCCCAAAGUCCAAAUUCAAUAUUCAUUAUCCAAUGAUGUCCUGCGCUCAUCUGCUUUCUCUUGCUAAAACCCUAAUAGAUACUGACAUGUCCCUUAAUUUUACAGAAGAAACAUCCAAUUUAAUGUGUCCAGAAUGCAGGCAGACCAUAAUAAUCUUCAAAUGUUGGGGCUGAAGGUAUGUAGCUCAGUGGGAGAGCACAUUCAUAUCUUCCCCAGGUAGACAUGGAAAUGAUACAUAUCUGAAAGCUUGGAGAACAGCUGUCAGUCAGUGUAGACAAUACUGAAGCAGAUUGACCAGUGACCUGAACUCAAUAAAUUAUUAUUAUUAUUCAGACUUUUAGAAGACAUCGGAAGGCAGCCCUGUUUAGGGAAGCUUUUAAUGUUUGAUGCAUUAUGGUAUUUUAAUAUUUUGUUCGAAGCCGCCCAGAGUGGCUGGGGAAGCCCAGCCAGAUGGGCGGGGUAUAAAUAAUAAAUUAUUAUUAUUAUUAUUAAUAAAAGGUUACCUUCCUCUGUUCCCUUGGAAGGAUAAGCACAGCGCUCUCUGCUGAUCAUCUGCUUCAUUAUUGCAUGUCACGGCUGAGAAAAGAAAGACCAACUUUCCAAAAAGGGCACUGACUGGGAAAUAGAACUGUUUGUGAUAUAUACUCACUGGUGGAUUUCAGAUUUUCUGUCUUUGGGGAACCCCUUCUGCUAAGGAACUCUCUGUACAUCUGCCACUGAAUCCCUGUGUAUUGCAGAGGGUUUGAAGAAUGAGGAAAUGCCCUAGGGUGCAAACUGAGAUCAAAUAGGGUACACACUAGCCUGAACAGUUGGGGCUUUAAAGCACUGUUUGAGGCUAUUUGAAAGCCUUUUUGCAAACAGCCUUUGCUGCUCUUUGAACCUCUGCUUUGCAGGCAACCAAACUGAGCAGGAUUUCAGUCUUGCUCCACUUCCUAAAACCAACACCCCCUGCACUUUCUAGCUGAUUUCACCAGUGCUCUUUUUCUAGAAAAGAGGUGCUGGAACUCACCAUGAACGCCUCGCUUGUUCUCUUAGAACAGCAAUGGCGCCCACCUGAGAGGUGCCGGAACUGAGUUUGGCUGAAAAAAGCCCUGGGUGUUACCUCUCAUCAGAGUGAUGCCAGGUGAUUGGCAGGUGGGUGUGGUUUUUUAAAAGUAGUCUCACAGACCAAAGUUUAACUCCUGGAGGUCCAAUACAGUGGUACCUCAGGUUACAUACGCUUCAGGUUACAGACUCCACUAACCCAGAAAUAGUGCUUCAGGUUAAGAACUUUGCUUCAGGAUGAGAACAGAAAUCGGGCUCCGGCUGCACAGCAGCAACAGGAGGCCCCAUUAGCUAAAGUGGUGCUUCAGGUUAAGAACAGUUUCAGGUUAAGUACGGACCUCCGGAACGAAUUAAGUUCUUAACCUGAGGUACCACUGUACUGCCCCGCAAAUUGGAGAUUCCUCACCACAGACUAGACCUUAUUGUGCCUAUCACCCUAUGUGGAUUGAGAACAUACCCUAUAUCCACCCCCAAUGUGCAGGACAGGGAAAGAUCAGAAGGGGUGAACUAAUGACGUUGCUUUUCUGCUGCAGCUGCUUCUGAGAUUCUUUAAGAUGACAGUGCCAAAGAUUGAAGUUGAGACCUCUCUGUGUGAUUGCAUAGCAUGGGCCCAAGCCACUGAGCUAUGACCAAAGGUGCCAUCCCUCUUUCCUGGAAGUUAUGUUCAUCACUGCAUAUUUUUUUGUCAAAGUAUCAUGGGGUUCCCUGGAACAGUUGGAAAGACACUGCUGUAGAAGGUAGAUAAUAAGCGAGUGCCAUCCCUUUGAAUUCAAGAACUGGAAUUAUAGUUCGGGGAAAAUAUUAGCUGUUUUGCAAAUUCUGUGGAGUUGUCUCCUUGUAAGAAUAGUUCCAACUGCCAAAAAAAAAAAGACCUCAGUCAGGAUCCUUGACUGGAAUAAACGGACCAAUGGAUAUUAAGUGACGUCAUCUCAUUUACACCUGCUUAGGGAUUAGUCCCUUUACUUCAUAUGCAAAAAUAAACAUCCUGCCAGCAGACCUCGGGUGUCAAAGUAUUCUAACGUUUGCCAGACACGACUGUGUUAUGCUAUGUAAUUUAUUGUAAUGAUGCGUCAAAUCAUCCCCCCCUAAAUUAUUGUGUAAAUCAUAUUGAUUAUGUGUAAUUGCAAAAUUGAAUGUGAAUAGUGUAAAUUACAGGAUUGUUUUUCCAGCUGCAGCAACAUUUCCUAUACGUAGGGAUAGCUGGAAGAAGGUAUUUGGGGUGUAGAUUUACUUUUAGUAUGGUACAUUAAUGUUUGUUGACUACUGCCUUCCAAUGGAAAAGAGAGAGCUGUAUUUCUUUUAUUAGUGUUUUAAAGAAAAAUAAAUACAAAAUGUUUUCUAACCUUUCACAGA
This is a messenger RNA of Podarcis lilfordi (Lilford's wall lizard), 31816 nucleotides long. NCBI's taxonomy places the organism in Eukaryota, Metazoa, Chordata, Lepidosauria, Squamata, Lacertidae. The record is from the annotation of a GenBank genome assembly.